This is a messenger RNA of Mytilus californianus (California mussel), 3651 nucleotides long. RefSeq names its product dnaJ homolog subfamily C member 5-like. NCBI's taxonomy places the organism in Eukaryota, Metazoa, Mollusca, Bivalvia, Mytilida, Mytilidae. Bases 155 to 796 code for a protein of 213 amino acids. The transcript is spliced from 6 exons. The record is from RefSeq and is a predicted model, not a curated record.
AAAUCCGGAAUAUGUUUUGAUCACAGAGGGCGCUGAUCAUGAACAGACAACGAUCAUUGAUGUCAUUGAUUUUUCUCUGAGGCAGCUUCCCACUCAUUAAUGAAUAUGGUUUGAUUUGUAGUGAAACAACAGAUUUUAAUUCGUGUUGACAGAAAUGAAUAGACCCAGACAUUUAUCGAGUUCUGGUAACUCACUGUAUGAAUUACUAAGUUUAGAAAAAACAGCAACACAUGAUGAUAUCAAAAAGGCUUAUCGCAGGUUGGCUUUAAAGUUUCAUCCAGAUAAAAAUCCAGAUGAUCCAUCUGCCUCAGAAAAGUUUAAAGAAAUAAGCCAUGCCCACACAGUAUUAAUAGACACAACACGGCGCCAAAUAUAUGAUGAAUAUGGAUCUAUGGGACUAUGGGCUGCUGACCAGUUUGGUGAAGAAAAUGUUAAUGUAUAUUUGAUGCUUACCAGUAAAUGGUGUAAAGCAUUUUUUGUAUGUUGUGGUCUGAUAACAUGCUGUUAUUGUUGUCUUUGCUGUUGCUGCUGCUGUGGAAAAUGUCGACCAGAACAUCCUGAGGAGGACUACGCAAAUUUACAUACUCCUUUGCAGGAUGAAUUCAGUUCCACACCCGAAGAAUCACCAGUGACCUCACAACCCCAGGGUGGGGCUAUACCUAUCCCAGCUCCAGGUAACGAUAAUGUUACCGAAUCCACUACACUAAAACCAGAGGCCAAAAGUUAUGGUGCAGGAGAAGAUUCACCGAAAGCUCCAGAAAAAGUAGCUGAAAAUGGAGUCAAUAGACAGAGUUAACCAAAAGAGAACUUAGAACAAAUUAUUACCCAUUAUACAUUAAAAAUUGUAUCAGGAUGUAAUGCAGUUAUGUAAGCUGGCAGUACUAAUAAAAUAUACCCCUUCCCUGAAAUUUGUUAUGACUGGAUUCAUUUAUUUUUUUGUGGGUACCAAAUUUCGUGGAUAUACAUGAUAUAGGAGAAAUUAUAUUUUCGUGGCUAUUUGAUUACAUAUUGUUGUUAAAGUCUGAAAACAAGUCUAUAGAAAGCUUAUACUUUGUUGAACGUUUAAAUUUGUGGUUCACCUUUAUCCAUGAGAUCCAUGAUAAUUGGUAACCAAUGAAUGAUAAUGAAUCUACUGUAUAUUAAUUGUUUAAUCUUUGAAGAAUAUAAUGUUUAGUCUAUUUAUAACAAUUAUUCUGUAUCUAUUUAUUAAAUUUUCUUACUUUAAAGGCACAAAAAUGACUUUGUAGUAUUUAUUGUGAUAUCUCUUGUAUCCAACAUUUAAUUAUGUUUCCUUUACUUUAUAUUGUUUUACACAUUGUUGGCUAGAAUAUAUGUAUUUUAAGAAUAUCUAUUGACAUUAGUUAAACAGAAUCUGUUUAAAUCUAGGUAGAAUUUAUAAGAUAAAAUAUAGUUUUACUCUAAAGCUAGAACAUAAGCAAUUUUUGUUGUGGGACCUCAUAAAGCAUUUCUAGUUGUGUAGAACUAUAUUGCUAGAAUUUUUACCAUAUAAAUUCUUAUUAGUUGUUUCAUUAAUUAAGUGCAAUAUUCAUACGUGAAUAUGGUUUGCAUGAGUAGUGUGAAAGAACAAUAGUUUUAAAUUUUCAAAAACUGGAUUUAUUUAUUCUUGUUGGUACAUAUUUUCGUGGAUUGAGGAUUAUUGUGUUUUUGUGGAUAUUUGAUAUCGUGGUUUUGCCAAAGUCUGCAUACCAGCCUUUAGAAAACGUGUGAAUUAUUAAACAUAUAAAUUUCAUGGUUCAUCUUUAACGACGAAAUCCCUGAAAAUAAGUAUGCCACAAAUAAUAAUGAAUCCAAAGUAGGUAUAGAACCAAGAUUGGUAUAAGAUUUAUGGACGGGUACUGAUUUUUUUUCUUUUGUCUUGGAAAACGAUAUCUGUCUAUCUAUCAGCUGAACUUAAGAUUUGAUCUAGCUCUCAAUUACUGGAAGGAAUUAAGUUCAAUACUUCUGUAGUUUGUAAUUUCGGUAGCAGCUACUAACCUAAGUUCUGAUCUACAAGACUAAGACCACCUUGACUGAUUCUGAAGUUAGUUUUCUUAUUUUGUAUAAUUGUUGCAGAUCAAAGGAGGGUUGAGCAUUCUCAGAUAGAAUAGUGAUAUAAUAUUAAUUGUAAAAUAUAUCAUCACAUGACUGAUUUUUCUUACUUUUAAACAUUUUUAUUUGUUUGAUAAGAAGUAAAAUAUUGUUCUCCGCUUCCUUCUCUCUCUAAAAAAAAGGUUGAUAGCAGAAAAAGAUUUUCUUUUAUUAAUUUCAAAAUGGAAGGGACCCAUAUAUUAUAGUGCUAAAUUUUUAUUCCUUAGACAUUAAAACUCUUUGGAUUAAAAAUUGAUCCUAAUACAAACUUAAUACUCAGAUCCAAUACUAAUUCAAUGUGAGUAUCCUGUACUAAUUCAAUGUGAGUAUCCUGUACUAUGAAUGAAGAUUGAAGAACUCAUUCAUACAUUUAUUAUACUGAAUGGUUGUGAAGUUUAUAUGAACUUUUAUUGUUUAAUUGUAGAAAUCCUAUUAUUUAUUUGUAAUUAUUUCUACUGUAUAUAUAUAUACUAUUUGUAUAUUUUAUAUCUGUCAUUUAUUGUAAGUUUUACUAGCAUUUCUGCUCGUAAAACAGUUAAAAUGAAUUUAUUGAAUACCAGGGUAUUUUCUUUUUGGGAAUUUAGAUGAAGUUUUGGUAAGGAAUUUCUUGAUAAUAUUAAAAUUAAUUGCUGUUUAAUCAUCAUGGAGAAUUCUAUUACCAAACAUACUUUUUUUCUCUCUGCAUUACAGGCAAAAAAAAUUGCCGAUUCUUGUGUUUCAUCCAUUUUGUCUUUGCUCACUCUGUACAUGUUUUGAACUAAAUGAUUUUUUGUUUUCAUACCUGACAGUACUGCCCCUUAACUGUGGAGUGGCAAAUAAUUUAUUUUUCCUUUGGGGAUGGCAGUGGCAAAACUCUUUAUAAUAUGGGACUAGUUUUGAUAAGGAUAUAUUUUCUACACUUCGUCACUACUUUUGAGAGACCAAAUACAUAGUGCUUUGUUAUUUUAUCCAUGUAUUUUUCAAACCUAUUUUAAUGGCUUAUAUAUACUCAAGAAAUUCAAGUAAUGCUUUCAGUUCUAAAAAUACCCAUUAAGGUAAUAUUGAAAUUGGAGUUAUCUUCCUUUGUUCAUACUUAACAAUGGAUUCAUAUGAUAAGGACCAUUUUAUUUUCUUUCCAGUAAUGAGGGGCCUGAUGGGGGGUCUCAUCACGAUUCACGAGUUGAUUUUUUUGUCAAUCACGAUUCACAGAAAAUAAAUUUCCAUGAUCACGGAUCACGAAAAUAUUAAAAAAAAAAAAAUCUGUAGAAAAACGGAUCACGAUAGCGAAAAUGAGCCGAUCACGAAAAACGAAAAUAACCCAUCAGGGCCCUCAGUAAUAUAACAUGUUAAGAUAACACUCUAAUUUACUCAGUUCCUAAUUUAUCUACUUAUCUUCAAAUCACAUGGUACAUUUUUUACAUUUGUUUACUAAUUUAUUGUAUGUAUUAUAUCUGUUUGUGAAAGAUAACAUGAUGACUUCCUUAAGUAGUUUCCUACAGGAGAUGUAGGUUAAAGUAUUCCAUUAAAAAUCAUGUGAUCAUUUAUAUUGUGUUAUAAUAAACAAAUAAACAUUUACUGCUCUUA